Doryrhamphus excisus (bluestripe pipefish) is the source of this 1464-nucleotide messenger RNA. It is a transcript of the gene ddrgk1, whose product is annotated as DDRGK domain containing 1. The record is from RefSeq and is a predicted model, not a curated record. Gene Ontology annotation, biological process: negative regulation of IRE1-mediated unfolded protein response; protein K69-linked ufmylation; cartilage development. Gene Ontology annotation, molecular function: ubiquitin-like protein ligase binding. Lineage: Eukaryota; Metazoa; Chordata; Actinopteri; Syngnathiformes; Syngnathidae.
AACGAAGAAGAAAGCUGUCAGUUGUUGACGUACAGGCUAAAAGAGAACAACGUGCCGGAUUGAAUUUAAGUGUAUACGCAUGAUACAAUCAUUUUAAUAGUGUAUAAAACUGUGGAACGGUCAUGGAUAUAGAACUGUAUUUGAUAGCUGCUUCCAUCCUCGCGGUGAUGAUAUUUUUCGCUGUGAAGUUGCGGAAAAAGACGCAGGAAGCUGAUAGAGAGAAUGGCCAAGCUGUUGUCAGAGCUGCAGGUGUUCGCCAACGGCCAGUUGUGGAGGAGCGAGGCGCCGGAAUGCCGCGUAGGAGGAGAAACCUUGCAGCGGUGAUGGCCAACAGACGACCGCAGAUGCAACAAGAGGAGCUCGAAGAGGACCGAGAAGACCACCAACCUGGGGAGGGGGAGGACGAUGAGCCAGAACAACAGACCUUUCAGCCAAGUGCUAAAAUUGGAGCUAAAAAGCAAAAGAAGCUGGAGGAGAAGCAGGCCAAGAAAGCCCAGCGAGAGGCCGAGUUGGAGGAGCGUGAAGAAAGGAGGAAGAUGCAGGAACUAAGAGAGCAGGAGAGACGGCAGGAGGAGGAGAAAGAGAGACUACUGGAAGAGAAACAGGAGGAGGAGGUGCGGAGGGCCAAAGAAGAGCAAGAGAGACGGGAGGAGGAGGAGUACCUAAAGCUCAAAGCUUCUUUUGUGGUAGAAGACCAGGGCGAGGAGGCGGAGCUCUCUGAAGACCAGUCACGGAACCUACUCCAAGAAUUCAUACGUUACAUAGAGAGCUCUAAAGUUGUUCUACUGGAAGACUUGGCCUCUCAUUUUGGGAUGAGAACACAGGAUGCCAUUGCUAGAUUGCAGGACCUGCUGGCAGAAGGCUCUCUCACAGGUGUCAUUGAUGACAGGGGUAAGUUUAUUUCCAUCACUCCAGCGGAACUGGAUUCUGUGGCUCAGUUCAUCAAACAAAGAGGCAGGGUUUCCAUCACGGAGCUGGCCCAGGCUAGCAACUCUCUGAUCAGUCUGAGUCCAGUGAUCCAUACCACAACCUGAGAACAGGACUUGAUCCGCGCUGAAUAUUCCACUGGUCUACAGCCGUCUCACACCUUUGUGCGGCGGCUUCAGCGGAGUUCAUCAGUUUUGUCUUUUGUUGUCUUACCAAAAAUGGCAACACGGACCUUCUUGUCAUGCAACUCAACCCUUUCCAUUACUCCUGAGGACUUAGGUUUGACUUUGGCCAUUGCAGUCUUUUUCUGUCGGAGAGAUUUUCCAGGCCACAGUAUCAUGAUUGUUUCGCCACAGUGGAUCAGCAUCGUGACUUCUGGCCUUUAUAUUCCGGAUGCCCUUCCUGACAAAUACCCAUGAUGCUUACUAGUGGAGAUUCGAACCCGCGCAAAGUCCAGAAAGCUAAUCACUACACCACGGCGGGCCCAGGACACAGUAUCAUAUUUUUUUAAUUAAAAAAACAAGUUUCAUGUGCUCC